This is a messenger RNA of Fusarium redolens, 495 nucleotides long. RefSeq lists its product as uncharacterized. Bases 1 to 495 code for a protein of 164 amino acids. NCBI's taxonomy places the organism in Eukaryota, Fungi, Ascomycota, Sordariomycetes, Hypocreales, Nectriaceae. The transcript is spliced from 3 exons. The record is from RefSeq and is a predicted model, not a curated record.
AUGCCUCCUUCUGAGAAGAAGUGGGAUGCCAACGCCGAGCGUGACCUCUGCGUCGCAAUAAUCAUGGGUGCUCAGGAUGGUGAGCGCAUGCGCUUCAACUGGCCCAAGGUCCAUGCCUCGAUGGCAACUCUUGGGUAUUCCUUUACUAAGGAUGCAAUCUCUCAGCAUUUCAGCAAGUCCAUCAUGCGCGACUUCAAGGGUCGACAUGGUGAUUCUUCUACCGUUACCCCUACUUCUACACCCAAGAAGACUGCCACUCGCCGCAAGCGAGCUACGCCUGCUAAGAAGAAGAACGAAAUCCUGGACGAGGAAGAUGAUGACGCAGAGACCAUGGUCGAGUCUCCUGUCCCCAAGAAGAUGAAGCACAAGAACGAGGACGAAGACGAGGAUCUCAAGACAUCGGUCAAUGUCCAUGGCAAGCAUGACGGCAGCCUUUCUGCUGCUGAGAAGGAAGCCAAGUUUGAGAACUGGCUUGCCAACGGUGACAGUGCUUAG